Mesocestoides corti is the source of this 3189-nucleotide messenger RNA. The record is from the annotation of a GenBank genome assembly. Lineage: Eukaryota; Metazoa; Platyhelminthes; Cestoda; Cyclophyllidea; Mesocestoididae.
AUGGAAUUGAAGCUUAGGAAAAAAGCCCUUCUUUCGUUCACAAAACGUCAAGUAAAACUUCAGACGUCUAAUUCUGCUCCGUCCCUGACAGCGGCUACGGGUGAUUCCCUCUCUUCACCGCCACAUUCAAGGCCACGCUUCAUUAUCACUUUGCAUGCAUCCUCCAGUGCCAGCGGCGACUCAAGUGAGGGGGAAGAUUUGCCAAGCGUCACUCUCGCAGCUCGUCGUAGCAAAGCUUCCCCACUUACAGUCUCGUCGCUUAAUGGAUCUUCGCCGCUGCGACCCCAAGUUCAACCGGACACCGCUCCUGUUCGCCGCAACGAAAACACCGUGACAUCUGUCUCCAAUUUUCCAAAGAAGCCUCCUCUUCCAAAAUCCUCAAUUUUGCCCAAGUCUUUCGCCCCAAUGUCUACCUGCACGUCUGAAAAAAAUGCCGCUCGAGUUACUCCCUCAUUUUCUUUGAGUCCUUACAAGAAGUUGCUUUUAAAACAAUCAGUGCGCGUAGAACACUUACAAGUUGUGCUGAAGAAACAGCAAAAAGUGGUCGCUGAUCGAAAGAAAACAGAAGCAGCAUUAAGUUUGUCGCUUGCAUCGCUAAAAGCCAAAUUGCGCCAAACAACAAAACUCCACUUAUCGGCGAAGCAGGCCGUUUCCAAGGCAAAUAAAGCGAAACAAGUGGCGAUGCGGGAAUUGCAUAAGGCUCAACAAGAGUUGAAAACAAUGACUACUGUAGUAGACCGCCUUGCAAGAAAAUCUACUGUUAAUCAAGUUUCCUCUCAUCGGGCGCGAUUGUCACAGCAUCCGGCUCCCGAGAACAAACUUCCUCCAGCUCUUUUGGCACUCACUUGCUACUUCAGUCGUGUAUUAGAUGGGCUAGAAACAGCUUUCCGAAUAACCAGCCCUUUGUUUCAGUACUUUAACCUCUUCGACUUGUCUGCAACUAUGCCCGAGGAGGUGGAGAUGACACCAGCAUCCCCUGAGGUGCACACCACCUCAACAAGCUUUCCAUCGCAGCAGAAUUUUGAUCCGAACACCCCAAUCUGUCCUUUUUAUUUAGAUGGGAAUUGUGUUGAUAAGACAUGCACCUUUCAACACCCUGGUACUCUUAAUGGGAAUAACGGCUCCGUGGGAGCAACCCUCCCCACUUGUAUGACUUCAGCUACGUUCACCAAAGAUUCUGAGUCCCUUUGUAAUGUUUGUGGUGCCCAAUUGGACUCCAGCCAGUCUACGACCCCGGAAGUUUGUCGUUCUGUGUUCGACUGGCACACAGUUUUUGCGACGCGCCACGAUUUGACACCUUUCCUCAAAUCACACGAGGAUCUAUCAAAUGAACAUGAUGGAGCCCUGCUCAGACAUCAUUUGCAUGCGGUUCUUGUUUCCACAAGCACUCCAGUUGCUGCAGCCUUGGAAUUUUUAGAAAAAACAAAUUUUUCUCCCAAUCUCCUUUCCUACGCUCUCAACUCCAGACAGCUGGGCUCCUUAGCCGCACGGAGGCAAUUAAUUCGACAGUCGUUAUCCGUGUUGUUGUCGCAGACGCGCACCCAAAUGUCGUCAUUCUCGGACUCUGUAUCGUGUAUGAAUUCUUUCGUAAGUGUUGCCUACCAUGCCUGUCGGUUAGAGUGGGAGGCCUGCGCAUCACCUAUUGGUGUGUCCCUGCUCGACAGUCUUCUGAGGUUUGAUUGCGACAAUAUCCCCAGGUGUUUGCCUCGCGGUCAUCCAGCCCGUUGGGCGCUUUGGUACCUCCGAGUGAUUAUGGAGAUUUCACCCACCUUUCCGCAAUCUUUUGAAUACUGCCCCUUCCUCGAUCCAGAACGGCUUGCUCUUCGCAGCGACUUAUUUCGGACUGCGGCCCUCGACCUUAAUUUGUGCAACGACGGCCUGUCUGACUUUUUAUCAAAGUGUCAUCGAUGGAACGUUCCACUGUCACAGAUUUCCGUUGUUUUGUCAUUCAGCCACCUGUACGUGCAAUUUCUCGCCGCUGAGGGUAACAUUGAACGUGGUGCUCUUUUCUGCCUCGACGCACUAGUGUGCUGUAACGAGUUGCUGGCUCAAGACAAUAUCUUUUUCCCCACUGCCGUCCACUUAUCCAACCUGUGUCUUCAACGUGGUGAAGCUUCAACAUUUGAUCUCGUUUCCGACCUCACAAACCAGCAUUCCAUUCAGACUACAUUUGCCUAUUACUUUGCCUGUCUCAUGCAGAAGUCGGGCAAACCAGAGCCCUGUAGCAGUCUUUUAUCCGAGCUGGUAGGUGGCUUGGUUCUGCUCCCCUCCUUGGACGCAGCCUCUGUGUAUUCUGCCUUCCGAACCCUUUUGGGUCUGGGCGACCAAGAGGAAUCCCAACAUUCAUGUGACGCCAAGAAUACCGUGUACCUGUGGAUGGGUUUUGGCCUCUUCAGUAUGCUGCACAACUUUUCUUCCUCCCUCCUUCCCGAUUUCAUCAAUCAUGCAAUCAGCAGUUUGAAGGAUUUUGUCUCUGAAGCUUUCCCAUGCCCUCUGGGCGCCCUUCUUUUACACCUGGGUCUAGCUCUAGCUAAUAUGCUCCCAACCGCGGAGGAGUACUCAAUGGCUUUGGAGGCUAUCCUCUUCCCGAAGGCUUUCACGGAUGAUUCAAACUUCUGCACAAGCCCACCUCCAUGGUUCUUCGAACUCCUGCAGUACAUUCAAGUGGAUAAGUUUUCUGACAGCUAUCCGCCCAAUCCUUUAUUUGCUCGUCUGUUGGAGACCUACGGUUUUCGGACGCUGAAAGCUCUUUUGGCCAGUGGAUUGUUACGAAGCCCAAACCCAAAUGUUCUGCGGUGGCUGCAAAGCCUGUGUUCCGUCGCGCGCCUCGAACAACCCGCUGACGAGGAGUUUUGGGUGAUGAUCGCCUCCUUGGGUUUUAAGUUCCACCCACCUCAGCUUGAUAACGGUCGCACACUGCGAAUCUACCUCGCAGACUGUUUCUCGGAUGCCGUCAAACUGCUUCCAUUAAGCUGUGCGCUCUGGCGGCAUUACGCGCUUGUUGUGAGGGACGGAGGAUUCGACGAGGUGCAUCGAGCCUCGCUGCGUAAACGAGCCGUGACCUCGGCAUUUGGCAUGGAAACGGUGGUUGAUGAAAUCUUCGAAUCUACCAACAAGGGCUUUUUUCCCGAUGUGGCAGCAGAAGCUCUAGCUUGUAAAGACUUAGCUUCCUGGUGGAACCAAGCUUAG